Messenger RNA from Arachis ipaensis, 5982 nucleotides. The record is from RefSeq and is a predicted model, not a curated record. Lineage: Eukaryota; Viridiplantae; Streptophyta; Magnoliopsida; Fabales; Fabaceae.
ACUGCUCCUUUAAACAAAAGCACCAAAAGACUAGUCCCCACUUACACCAUCCAUAAACCAUAAACCAUAAUUUAUCCACUCUCAUUGACUUCACUUCUCAGAAGGUAAGCGCCAUAAACCUUAGCUCUUUACUCAUUUUCAUACUUUCUAUAUCUGAGUGUUGUGUUGUGCACUGCACAUUCAUGAAUUGGUAUGUAUAGUGAUGGGGAAGGGUAGACCUAGGGCUGUGGAGAAGGGUGUAGUUGGGGCGAGCAACACUGUUACCUGCUGCGAGUCCACCAGUGUACCCUCAGGUCCUGUGUAUUACCCUACUGAGGAUGAGUUCAAGGAUCCUUUAGAUUAUAUUUACAAGAUUAGGCCUGAGGCUGAGCCUUAUGGGAUUUGUAGGAUUGUUCCACCAAAGGGUUGGAACCCUCCUUUUGCUUUGGAUCUGGAUACUUUCACUUUUCCCACCAAGACACAGGCCAUUCACAAGCUCCAGGCUCGCCCCGCCGCAUCGGACUCCAUGACUUUUGACUUGGAGUACUCUAGGUUCUUGCAGGACCAGUGUGGUAAGAAGUCUAGAAAGAGGGUUGUGUUUGAAGGGGAGGACUUGGACUUAUGCAAGUUGUUCAAUGCGGUUAAGCGCUUUGGCGGGUACGAUAAGGUUGUUGAUGCCAAGAAGUGGGGGGAUGUUGCUAGGUUUUUGAGGCCGGCCGGGAAGAUUACGGAUUGUGCUAAGCAUGUGUUGUGUCAAUUGUACCGGGAGCAUUUGUAUGAUUAUGAGGAGUUUUAUAAUAAGAUGAAUCAAGGGACUGCUGUGAACUGUAAGAAAGGUGAGAGAGAUGAGAGGAAGAGUGAUCACAGAGUGCAAUCCUCGACGUCCAAGAAGCAUCCCCGGAGGGUUAGUGGUCUGAAAGUUAAGGAUUGUAAAGUACAUGUAGAAGAAGAACGUGAUCAGAUUUGUGAGCAGUGCAAGAGUGGUUUGCACGGUGAAGUCAUGCUUUUGUGUGAUAGGUGCGAUAAGGGCUGGCAUACUUAUUGUCUUUCCCCGCCGUUGAAGCAAAUUCCACAGGGAAAUUGGUACUGUUUCAGCUGCUUGAAUUCUGACAGGGACAGCUUUGGUUUUGUGCCUGGGAAGCAUUACACAUUGGAAGCCUUUAGGCGUAUUGCUGAUCGGUCAAGGAGGAGAUGGUUUGGAUCAGGGCCUGUUUCAAGGGUGCAGAUGGAGAAAAAAUUUUGGGAGAUUGUCGAAGGAUCAGUUGGUGAAGUUGAGGUUAUGUAUGGAAAUGACUUGGAUACAUCUGUAUAUGGAAGUGGUUUCCCACGCGUUGCUGAUCAGAAAAUGCAAUCCGUUGACGACAAGUUAUGGCAAGAAUACGCAACAAUCCCAUGGAAUCUCAAUAACUUGCCAAAGCUGAAAGGCUCAAUGCUUAGAUCUAUUCAACACAAUAUCACUGGUGUUAUGGUACCCUGGCUAUAUAUUGGGAUGUUGUUCUCAUCUUUUUGCUGGCACUUCGAGGAUCACUGCUUUUACUCAAUGAAUUAUUUACACUGGGGAGAGCCAAAGUGCUGGUACAGUGUUCCUGGCAAUCAAGCCAGUGCAUUUGAGAAGGUGAUGAGAAGUAGUCUUCCUGAUCUUUUCGAUGCGCAACCUGAUCUACUUUUCCAGCUUGUUACUAUGUUAAACCCAUCUGUCUUGCAAGAAAAUGGGGUUCCUGUCUACAGCGUACUUCAGGAGCCUGGGAAUUUUGUUAUAACCUUCCCACGAUCAUAUCAUGGAGGUUUCAAUCUUGGUUUGAAUUGUGCAGAGGCAGUAAAUUUUGCUCCAGCUGACUGGCUACCUUUUGGUGCAUUUGGUGCUGAUCUCUAUCAGCGGUAUCACAAACCUGCUGUAUUGUCGCAUGAGGAGCUUCUUUGUGUAGUAGCCCAGCAUGGCGAUGUUGACAGCAGAGUAUCUUCAUAUUUGAAGAAGGAAUUGUUGAGAAUAUCAGAUAAAGAAAAGUCUUGGAGAGAGAAACUAUGGAAAGAUGGUAUAAUUAAAUAUUCUCGCAUGACUCCUCGCAAAUGUCCACAAUAUGUGGGAACUGAGGAGGAUCCAACAUGCAUUAUUUGCCAGCAAUAUCUCUAUCUCUCUGCUGUUGUGUGCAGUUGCCGACCAUCAUCUUUUGUGUGCCUGGAGCACUCGGAACACCUUUGUGAGUGUAAGACUGUGAAGCUGCGUCUUCUCUACCGUCAUUCACUUGCAGAAUUGUUUGACUUGGCCUUUUCCAUGGAAGAAUUUACUUCUGAUGACAAGGCUGAAUGUAGAAGUGUUAGAAGGCAAUCUUCUUGUCAGGGUGCUUUGACCAAAAAGGUGAAAGGUAUCUCCGUUAAUUUAAAUCAACUUGCUACAGAAUGGCUUCUGCAAUCUAGUACGAUUCUUCAGAAUCCAUUUCUGAGCAAUGCAUUUGUUACUACACUAAGGAAAGCUGAACAGUUUCUUUGGGCUGGUUCUGAGAUGGACUCUGUUCGAGAUAUGGUGAAGACCUUGAUUGAAGCUCAGAAGUGGGCAGAAGGGAUAAGAGAUUGCAUAACAAAAAUUGAGUUUUGGUAUCAAGACUCAACUGUAAAGAAAGUUCAUUUAGAAUUCAUUGAUGAGUUAUUGAGAUUUAAUCCUCCACCUUGCAAUGAGCCUAAUUAUCAUAAAUUGAAGGAAUACGCUGAAGAAGCGAGGUUAUUAGUUCAGGAUAUUGAUACUGCUUUAUCGAGGUGUUCAAAGAUGUCUGAGUUGGAACUUUUAUACUCCAGAGCUUGUGGCUUGCCCAUCUACAUGAAAGAGAGUAAGAAAUUAGAAGGGAGGAUUUCUUUGAUUAAGACAUGGCUGGACAGUGUUAGAAAGUGUAUCUCUGCGAGACAUCCUACUGUCUUAGAGUUUAACAUUCUUUACAAGUUAAAAUCAGAGAUCUUGGAUCUUCAAGUUCAUCUUCCAGAGAUAGAGGUGUUUGAGAAUAUGCUAAAUCGAGCUGAAUCUUGUAGCAUCCAAUGUCGUGAGAUGUUAGAAGGUCCUAUGAAUCUACAGAAUGUUAGUUUGCUGCUUAAGGAAUGGGACAAUUUUGCAGUUGCUGUACCAGAGUUGCAGCUUCUAAGACAAUACCAUUCAGAUACUGUGUUGUGGGUUGCCCAUGUUAAUGAUCUUUUAAGGAGAGCUCAUGUGCAGGGUGAUCAACAUAAUACAGUUAAUGAAUUGAUGCACAUUUUUGAAGAAGGUUCAUCUUUAAAAAUUCAAGUUGAUGAGUUGCCAUUAGUUGAGAUGGAGCUAAAGAAAGCUAGUUGCCGGGAGAAUGCUUUGAAGGCUCAUGAUUCUAGAAUGCCUUUGGAAUUCAUUCAGCAACUGCUAGAGGAAGCUAAAAUGCUACACAUUGAGGAAGAGAAACUAUUCGUUGAUUUAUCUUGUGUCCUUGCUCUUGCCAUACCUUGGGAGGAAAGGGCUAGAGAGAUUCUUUCACAUGAGAAUCCUAUUUCUGACUUUGAGGACAUGAUCAGGGAUUCAGAAAACAUAUUUGCUAUUCUUCCUUCACUUAAUGAUGUUAAAGACGCAUUUUCUGAAGCUAAUUUAUGGUUAAGGAAUUCAAAGCCAUAUUUAGUCUCUUCUCCGUGUGCUUCAAGUUCUUUGCUGAAAGUUGAGGACUUGCAGAUGUUGGUUUCUGAAUCGAAGCUUCUUAAAGUAUCUUUGGGAGAAAGAAGGAUGCUGGAACUUGUUUUGAAGAACUGCAAACUUUGGGAAUGUGAAGCAUCUUCUCUACUGGAUGAUUGUCGGUGCCUUUUCGAAUUGGAUAACUGUGUUGAUGGAGUAAGCAGUGAUUUAAUGUUUAGGGUGGAAGAUUUGAUUGCAAGAAUCCAAUCUGCUAUAGCAUCUGGUGUUUCACUUGGUUUUGACUUCAUAGAGAUUUCAAAACUUCAAGCAUCUUGUUCUACACUACAAUGGUGCAAAAGAGCCCUUUGUUUCAGUGAUUGUCCGUCAUCGUUAGAGGAUGUUUUGGAGGUUGCGGAAGGUCUUUCUCAUUCCUCUGUUUCUGGUGCGCUGUUGAAAGUUCUGGUUGAUGGAGUUGAAUGGCUUAGGAGAGCGUUGGAGGAAAUAUCUCGACCUUGUAAUUCUAGAAGAUGCCAUUUGACUGAGGUUCAAGAUACUCUUAAUGAUUAUAAGAAUGUUAAUAUGACCUUUGGAGCAGUAUAUGGUCAACUUGAAGAAGCCAUUAGAAAACAUAUGUUAUGGCAAGAACAAGUGCACCAAUUUUUUGGCCUGAAUUCUAGGGAUCGAUCUUGGUCAUUGAUGUUGCAGCUGAAGGAGCUUGGAGAUACUGUUGCUUUCAGUUGCUCAGAGCUGGAUAUGAUUUUAUCUGAAGUUGAGAAGGUGGAAAAUUGGAAGAAACGAUGCUUAGACAAAAUAGGAUCUUCUGUCCAAACUGACAAUUUGCUGUUUAAUGUGCUGAAGAAGAUAAAACAGACUCUAGAGAGAUCAUUGUUCAUAUAUGGUGAUGUUAAAGAAAGGAAGGAUCAAAACCUCUGCAUUUGCUGUCUUUUGCAUUCUGAGUGUCAGGAAUUUCUUACUUGUUCGACUUGUAUGGACUGCUAUCAUUUGCAGUGCAUUGGACUAACAGCAAAGGACACCUGCAUUGAAAACUACAAAUGCCCUUACUGUGCAAUUUUGAUUGGUGAAUCUCAUUAUCCAAGUGGAGGUGGCCUCCUGAGGUUUGGUAAGAAGCGUAUUGAAUUGAAAAUUCUCACUGCUCUUCUGUCGGAAGCUGAACAUUUCUGUUUGAGUCUAUGCAGGAUUGAUGAAAUGGAAGUUCUGAAUGAACUUGUUGAGAAAGCCCUUCUGUGCAAAUCUUUCUUGAGAGAAAUACUGAACUUUGCAUCAACUGUUGUUGAUGAAGAUAUAAGCAUUGUCUCUGAAAAAUUGAUGAAAGCUAUAAAGGCUAGCGAUGUGGCUGGUGUCUAUGAUGAACAUGAUAAUUCUGACCUUGAGUUGGCUUUAGCAAAAAACUUGUGGAAAAUUCAAGUCAAUAGAUUGCUAAAUGGUGUAUGCAAGCCCACAAUCCGGCAGAUUCAGAAGCAUAUGAAUGAGGGAGUGGAUAUGGAAAUAUCAGCUGAAGAUCACUAUAUGCUUAAACUUACAAGUGUGAAAUGCUUGGGUUUGCAGUGGGCAGAACUAGCAAAAAAGGUGGCAAACGAUUCUGGGGCACUCAGCCUAGAUAAAGUUUUGGAAGUAAUAGUAGAAGGUGAAAACUUGCCUGUUGAUGUUGAUGAGGAACUCAAGAUGUUGAGGUUUCGAUGCAUGCUUUACUGUAUAUGUCGAAAGCCUUAUGAUAAGAAAGGGAUGAUAGCAUGCAAACAAUGCAAUGAAUGGUACCAUUUUGAUUGCAUGAAAUUACCAUGCACGCAGCAGCUCUACAUUUGUCCUGCAUGCAACCCCUGUGCAGAAGAACCAUUGCCUACAAACCAUGAGAGAUUAGGUAGUGCUAAAUUUGUGGAGCCUAAAACCCCAUCUCCGAGGCACACAAACCCGAGAAAGAAACAGAAAAGAGAUGUGGGCAAUGUCACUUGCAAGAUGUUUACAACAGCAACAGCAGCAGAAGAUAGAGAUAGUAGUAGGUGUAGGAAAUCAAAUGGGAUAGAAUGUCUUAGGUGGCAAAACCGAAAGCCUUUUAGAAGAGCAGCUAAGAAGCGUGUUGAGCUUCGAAGUCUUACUCCAAUUCUAUACACACAACGAUAAGCAUGCAUAUUAGAUACUCAUUGGCCAUUAAAUUGAUUCCAUUGAUUCUUAUGAUGUCAUCUCUAUCGUUUUUAAUCCAUCUCAAUAUGGGGGAAAUCUAAUCUGUAAUUCCUUGUUAGUGGUAGCUAUUUAUUUGUUUGCAUGUCACGCCAUCCAGAUUUAUUAUAACGAUGGUGUGAAUUCACUUAAUGCUACUAGUGUUUAUGCAGCUGAAAAUAGAAUGCAAAAUUACGAUUAAGUUUGUUAAA